UUUACGCGCCAAAAAUUGUGGUCUUAGGCAUUAAACUGAUACUUUUGUCGUUUCCUAAAGUAAAGUAAACUUAACUUAAUAAUUACAAUUGAGUUACUAUUCUUGAACUGUGUCUAUAAUCGUCGUUAAAUUAUGGAAGGCUUUGAUGAUCCAGGAGUUUUCUUUUCUGAUAACUUUGGUGUUGAAGAGAAUGAAUCUCAAGAUCAAAUUAACCUACAAGCUGUGAAAAAGAAAUUUAAAGAAUUUAUACGACAAUUUCACACUGGAAACUUUAAUUUCAAAUAUAGAGAUGCUCUUAAACGUAAUUACAAUUUAAGCCAAUAUUGGGUAGAAAUAAAUAUUGAAGAUUUAUCAAGCUUUGAUGAAGUUCUAGCUGAGAAACUGUAUAAAAAGCCUACUGAACAUCUGCCUAUAUUAGAAGAGGCAGCAAAGGAGUUAGCUGAUGAGUUAACAGCACCAAGGCCGGAAGGUGAAGAAAAAGUUGAAGAUAUCCAAGUACUACUGACUUCCGAUGCACAUGCUUCAAAUUUACGAGAACUUAAAUCAGAAACUGUCUCCAGAUUAGUAAAAAUACCAGGGAUAGUGAUAUCUGCGUCUGGCAUUAAAGCAAAAGCCACCAAAAUAUCCAUACAAUGUCGUUCGUGCCGAAACAUUAUACCCAAUUUACCAGUCAAGCCAGGUUUGGAAGGAUAUGUUAUGCCGAGGAAGUGUAACACAGAACAAGCUGGCCGGCCCAAAUGUCCUUUGGAUCCAUAUUUUAUUAUUCCCGAUAAAUGCAAAUGUAUUGACUAUCAGGUUUUGAAGUUGCAAGAAUCUCCAGAAAGCAUUCCACAGGGUGAACUACCCCGUCAUCUGACAGUAUACUGCGAGCGUGUACUAUGUGAACGCGUUGCACCUGGCGCCAGAGUUACUGUGCUGGGAAUAUAUUCUAUUAAAAAAAUUGCAAAAAUUGGAAGAGAAGGUCGUGAUAAAGGGUCAGUUGGUGUCCGUUCAUCGUACCUCAGAGCUGUAGGCCUGACGGCUGAAGAAGGUGUUACGGGUGGCUUACGUCCGUUCACAGCAGAGGAAGAAGAACAGUUUAGAAGACUAGCAGCUUCGCCCGAUAUCUAUGAACGCAUUGCGAAGUCAAUUGCGCCCAGUGUAUUUGGUGCAGUUGAUAUGAAAAAAGCCAUUGCUACAUUACUAUUUGGAGGUUCCCGUAAAAGGCUCCCCGAUGGCCUGACCCGACGUGGGGACAUCAAUAUAUUGCUACUUGGAGACCCUGGCACAGCUAAAUCACAACUUCUGAAGUUUGUAGAGAAAGUUGCCCCCAUUGGCGUGUACACUUCAGGGAAGGGCUCCAGUGCCGCUGGUCUCACUGCUUCGGUUAUUCGAGAUCCUGGAAGUCGCAACUUUGUGAUGGAAGGCGGUGCGAUGGUACUGGCCGAUGGCGGCGUGGUCUGCAUUGACGAGUUCGACAAGAUGCGAGAAGAUGAUCGUGUUGCUAUUCACGAAGCUAUGGAGCAACAAACUAUUUCUAUUGCAAAGGCUGGUAUAACAACAACACUGAAUUCUCGAUGCUCAGUAUUGGCGGCUGCGAACUCUGUCUUCGGACGGUGGGACGACACAAAAGCCGAUGACAAUAUCGAUUUUAUGCCUACCAUCCUAUCCAGAUUCGAUAUGAUCUUUAUUGUCAAAGAUGAACAUGAUCAGAAUCGUGAUAUUACGCUGGCAAAGCACAUAAUCUCUGUUCAUAUGGGGGGCGACAGUGCAGAGCGUGAAGGGGACGCUGCGGCAGGAGAGUUACCGCUGGCACUGUUGCGACGAUACGCUGCGUAUUGUCGCGCACGCUGCGGACCACGCCUCGCAGAAACUGCCGCCGAGCGACUGCGCGCCCGCUACGUGCUUAUGCGCACAGGGGCCUCACACCACGAGCGGCAAGCGGACAAACGCCUCUCCAUACCUAUAACUGUCAGACAAUUGGAAGCCAUUGUCCGGAUAUCGGAAUCCUUAGCGAAAAUGCGCUUACAACCUUUUGCCACUGAGGCGCACGUUAAUGAAGCUCUUCGCUUAUUCCAAGUGUCGACACUAGACGCGGCUAUGACUGGCAGUUUAGCAGGGGCAGAAGGCUUUACAACUGAGGAAGAUCAUGAAAUGUUAUCACGUAUUGAAAAACAAUUAAAACGCAGAUUCGCAGUCGGCUCUCAAGUAUCAGAACAGACUAUUAUUCAGGACUUCCUAAGACAAAAGUACCCUGAACGAGCUAUUCUCAAAGUUAUCCACACGAUGAUAAGACGCGGUGAACUGCAACAUCGUCUCCAAAGGAAAAUGCUUUACAGAUUGUCGUGAAUUUCAUUUUAUAUGUUAAACUUAUUUUUUUUUUUAUAAAUAAAAUCCAAUUUUGACAAAACAAAUUUAUUUAAUUAUUCAAUAUGUAACUUAAAAGCAUACAUGUAACAUUUUUUUAAAUCAGUUAAACUGAUUCGUUAUAAAGCUAAGCAGUUACGCUAGUCUUGACACCAUAAUAAUAUAGAUAAUUACAAUAGAGGUAGUUAUUAUAUACUUUAUUCCUGAUAUAUGUGAAUGACCUCUGUAAGUUACAUCUAAUGAAUUCAAGAAUGGUCACUUAUGCAGAUGAUACGGCGUUAAUCGUUUACGGUAAAGACUGGACUGAAGCACAGAAUUGUGCGGAAUCCGCAUUCUGAUUUGUGAUGCAAUGGUUGUUUAAUAAUUUACUUCCACUAAAUAUGGACAAAACUAGAUAUAUGACAUUCGCUCCAAGAUUAUCAUCUCAACCCGAUCCUUCAUUUUCACUGACUGCACAUACAUGUAACUUAUCUGACAUAAAUUGUAAUUGUCUCCAAAUUAUUCGCACUAAUAACAUAAAAUACCUGGGCAUACAAAUUGAUAGUACCUUAUCAUGGAACUUUCAAAUUGAGUCUCUAAUAUCUAGAGUCAGGAAAUUAAUAUAUAUCUUCAGAAAUCUACGAAAUAGCGCAGAUUUAAUGACACUAAAAAAUGUAUAUUUUGCACUUGCACUCUUUGAUAAGUUAUUGUAUCUCGGCCUGGGGAGGAUCAGGGAAAUGCUUAUUAUUGCGAUUGGAAAGAUCCCAAAGAGCUGUACUAAAGGUAAUGAUUAAGAAGCCUAUUUAUUAUCCCACUAAAGAAUUGUAUUCCCUUUGUUAUGUACUGACCGUAAGACAGACAUACAUAUUCAGGAGCGUACUCCGUAGACAUUCAGAUAUAGCUUUCAACCCUAACUUUCAUCAUAGUAAACGUAGACCUAGUAUAGUUUGUCCAACACAAUCAUCUAAUCUUGCAGUAGUUCGACGGCAAUAUCAAUAUCUUGGUUCAGUGUUAUAUAACAAAAUUAAUAAGAUAGUUUCCAUUUAUCCACAUACACUCCGCGAAUCUAAAAUAUUGUUGUUUCAAUGGCUUCAGAAAUUAGAUUACGACGACACUGAAAAUCUCGUAAAGGUUUGAAAUGUAUUUGAAUAUAUAUAAAAAAACUCACAUCCAUACCAUCCAACAUAUACAUUUACACAGAUACAUAUACUUACAGAUCUAUAUAAUAACACAUCAAAUCGAAUUAUGCUCACUACAAAUCAUAAACAUUAAAUUACAUUAUAGCAUUCGUUCGUUCGUCUUAAGUUUUUUCAUUGUAAUAUUUUUACAUACAGGUAACCUAAUUAGUGAAUAUUGGCUAAGAAUUUUGUAUUUAAUUUAACUUAUUUAUCUUCCUAAAAGUUAUGUUGUAAACGUAAUCAUGCAUGCCUUUGCUUUGCUUUUUAUUAUUUUUUAUUAUAUAAAUUUAU
Molecule: messenger RNA, 3794 nt
Organism: Achroia grisella
Lineage: Eukaryota; Metazoa; Arthropoda; Insecta; Lepidoptera; Pyralidae
Gene: Mcm5
Product: DNA replication licensing factor Mcm5
Exons: 13
Coding region: 133-2328 (731 amino acids)
Biological process (GO): DNA replication; DNA replication initiation; double-strand break repair via break-induced replication
Cellular component (GO): MCM complex; nucleus
Molecular function (GO): 3'-5' DNA helicase activity; single-stranded DNA helicase activity; DNA replication origin binding
Source: RefSeq, a predicted model, not a curated record